Molecule: messenger RNA, 756 nt
Organism: Ctenocephalides felis (cat flea)
Lineage: Eukaryota; Metazoa; Arthropoda; Insecta; Siphonaptera; Pulicidae
Product: zinc finger protein 431-like
Exons: 3
Coding region: 1-756 (251 amino acids)
Biological process (GO): regulation of transcription by RNA polymerase II
Cellular component (GO): nucleus
Molecular function (GO): RNA polymerase II cis-regulatory region sequence-specific DNA binding; DNA-binding transcription factor activity, RNA polymerase II-specific
Source: RefSeq, a predicted model, not a curated record
AUGUCGGAGGAAACAAUUAUGUCUAUGAAUGAUCAGGCAAUUAAAAUUGAACCGCCAGAAUAUUCACCAGCAGACAAUAAACUCGAAAUAGAGAAUGAUUUUGAUGAUCCCGACGUUAUAGUUAAAUCUGAAUCGUGUUCUGAAGAUGAUGAUACGUGUUUAGAAAGAUUUAUGAAUUCCGAAGUGACAAUUGAAGAAGAAGUCAAACAUGAGUUAGUCGAGACAUUAACUUAUGAAUGUGACGUUUGCAAUAGAUCAUUUGCAGAAUCAGAUCAUUUAAAAGAGCAUAUGGCUCAUCAUAUUCCUAAUAAUAGCAAAGAAAAUCCUUUCAAAUGCGAAAUCUGUCACAAGGCUUUUGAUCGAUUAAGUGCUCUGAAAAGGCACAUGCUCAUUCACAGUGGUAGUCUAAAAAGACACAUGGCCAUUCACAAUGGAAUACGCUCUCAUGAAUGCAAUAUAUGCAAAAAGACAUUCAAGAGAUCAUCAAUUCUGAAAUGUCACAUGCUGAUACACAGUGGAGUACGUCCCCAUGAAUGCAAUGUAUGCAAAAAGACAUUCAGAGAUUUAAGUAAUCUGAGAAAUCAUAUGCUGAUCCACAGUGGAGUACGCUCUCAUGAAUGCAAUAUAUGCAACAAGACAUUCACAAGAUCAAAGCGUCUUUAUGAAUGUGAAGUAUGUAAUAAGAAAUUUACUCAAUCAAAAAAUUUGAAGGGACACAUGGCACUUCAUAGUCAGAAUCGUGGUGAAGAUCAAUGA